Molecule: messenger RNA, 554 nt
Organism: Empidonax traillii (willow flycatcher)
Lineage: Eukaryota; Metazoa; Chordata; Aves; Passeriformes; Tyrannidae
Product: olfactory receptor 14J1-like
Exons: 1
Biological process (GO): G protein-coupled receptor signaling pathway
Cellular component (GO): membrane
Molecular function (GO): olfactory receptor activity
Source: RefSeq, a predicted model, not a curated record
GUUGCCAUCUGCAAACCCCUGCACUACGGGACCCUCCUGGGCAGCAGAGCUUGUGCCCACAUGGCAGCAGCUGCCUGGGCCUCUGGGUUUCUCUAUUCUCUGCUGCACACAGCCAAUACAUUUUCCCUGCCCCUGUGCCAGGGCAAUGCCCUGGGCCAGUUCUUCUGUGAUAUCCCUCACAUCCUCAGGCUCUCCUGCUCACACUCAGGCUACCUCAGGGAAAUUGGGAUCAUUGUAUUUAGUGCCUGUUUAUGGUUUGGUUGUUUCAUUUUCAUGAUUUUCUCCUAUGUGCAGAUCUUCAGGGCUGUGCUGAGGAUCCCUUCUGAGCAAGGACGGCACAGAGCCUUUUCCACGUGCCUCCCUCACCUGGCCGUGGUCUCCCUAUUCCUCAGCACCAGUACAUUUGCCUACCUGAAGCUCCCCUCCAUCUCCUCCCCAUCCCUGGAUCUGAUUGUGUCAGUUUUGUAUUCGGUGGUGCCUCCAGCCCUGAAGCCCCUCAUCUACAGCCUGAGGAACCAGGAGCUCAGGGAUGCCCUAAGGAAAAUGAUGACUGG